GCAGGUCUGCGUCGAGCUUGUUUUCGUCGUUUAAAUUCGUUCACGCGUGUUCCGCGCCGAGAAAGUAAAUUUUCUUCGUUUCAGCAUGUGACAUAUAUACGUAUGAUCUUCUCGUAAAGCAGAAUCACGAUCCUUAUACACAUAUACUGACAGAACAGCGCUCGAUCGAUAGGAGUCUUAUUCGUAGAGGAGAAGAAGAAGAAGGAUCGAUUCUUCUGCGUAUCCGGAAACAUAUUGGGAAUCGUUGGAUCGCCGGCGAACGGAUUUAAUCGUCUCAAAAAUCCUGCGAUAUACUUGACGUCGAGAUUGCUGCCUUAUCUAACAGUCGAGUGUAAAUUCUCGAGUGGCAGGACAAUUAACCAACGAUUAUUAGGCUUGACUCAAGAGGGCCCUCGUGAAGAUAAGCUACUUCAACGAUGACAAUCGUGUAACAAGCUUUGUGAAAUCGUUUACGAUUCCAAUUAUCUUGCUUGAUAUUGCGAGCACGAUUUUUCGAGAUCGACACUUUGACAGUUUCCCGUCCAUCGUCGAGUGAUCCGGCCAAGUGUCCCAUUAGUUUCAGUAAUCGCUCGAAAAAAAAAAGCGAGUUAAUGCAGGGCACAGAGGAAGAUGGACUCGAGCAACGUGAAAUCGAAUCCGAACCCGCGAGAAAAAGCGAAUUUACUGUCGGUCCUAUUUUGGUGGUGGACAAUAGGAUUGUUCAAGGCAGGCUACAAGAAGGUAUUGCAAACGGACGACUUGUACGAUCCGUUGAAGACCGAUAGAUCGCACGUGCUGGGAGACAGAUUAGAAAAACGAUGGACAAUCGAGCUCGAGAACUCGAAGAAAUCCAAGCGACGACCAAGCUUCCUGAGGGCCAUUUUUCGUACCUUUCUAUGGGAGUACAGUUGGCUCGCGCUGAUGCAGAUACUGAACGAAUUUUUACUACGAUUAGGGACCCCGAUGUUACUCGGAGGGCUGCUGCGCUACUUCCGGAAGAACACAACCGAGACAUACGAAACAGCACUUCUGUACGCCGGUGGGAUUUGCCUGGCGACCGCGAUGAAUGUGAUUUUCUUGAACCAAUCGAUCUUCGGAGCGUUCCAUGUCGGUGCGAAAAUCCGUGUUGCGGCCUGUUCCGUUGUUUACAGGAAGGCGUUACGUCUCAGUAAAACGGCGUUGGGCGAAACAGCACCGGGUAAAAUAGUGAAUUUGGUGGCCAACGAUGUGAACAGAUUCGAUCUGGUCUCGAUUUUUAUUCACCACAUGUGGUCCGCCCCGUUAUCUGGACUGAUCAUCGCCUAUUUCUUGUACACUGAGGCUGGAUACGCUGGCCUGAUCGGCAUCGCCGCGGUGUUCAUUGUUGUGCCGAUUCAAUCUUACACAGGAAAGCUGUCAUCCAAGUUCCGAAUGCAAACCGCGAUGAAAACCGACGAAAGGGUGCGUCUGAUGGACGAGAUAAUAUCAGGUGUGCAGGUGAUAAAGAUGUAUGCCUGGGAGAAACCGUUUUGUGCUCUUAUCGAAACUGCCAGAAAAUUGGAACUGCAAGUGGUCACCAAGAGCUCGUACAUCAGGGGCAUCUACAUGACCUUCAAUUUGUUCACCACAAGAAUGGCACUUUAUAGCACUCUGAUCAGCAUGCUGUUGUUCGGGAACGAAUUAACAGCGGACAAAGUGUUCGUUUUCUCGUCCUAUUUCAACAUAUUGGCGCACACAAUGUCGGGAAUGUUUGUACGCGGGUUCGCUGAAAUAGCCGAAUGUCUGGUCGCCGUGAGAAGGCUGCAGCAUUUCCUGUUGUACGAGGAGUUUCAGGAGAAAGGAGUCAGCUUGAGCAAGUUCGCUGCCAGUCUUAACGGUAGUAUCAACAGUGACACAAAGCAGACGUCCGAUAAACCGUCGAGACAUGAUUUACCGUACAUCGACGACGAAGUGGACGGCUAUGAGAAUCUGGACGAGUCGUCGGAGAGAAGACGACAUAACGGUUUAGUGGUGGUCGCUAGCGACUUGUUGAAGAACACUGCGAAUCUGGUGGGAGAGGAAAAACGGUCCUCCCUAAUGAACGAAGAAAUAUGCGCAGUUAGGAUGGACAACGUGACAGCUAAAUGGGAACUGGGUCACUCGGAGAACACUUUGGAAGGUGUGAAUUUAGAGAUAGAAAAAGGAAAGAUGUACGCUGUGAUCGGCAUGGUCGGGGCUGGCAAGAGUUCCUUCCUGUCCGCGAUUCUUGGAGAAAUAGAUGUUACAGAGGGUCAGGUGAAAGUCAAUGGAACUGUCAGCUAUGCGGGACAAGAGGCUUGGGUGUUUGGGUCCACCGUUAGACAGAACAUACUGUUCGGCCAGUCGUAUGAUCGUCAUCGUUACCAAAAGGUUAUUAAAGCGUGCUCCCUUACGCGAGAUUUCAAACAAUUUCCCCAGGGCGAUCAGACGACUGUCGGGGAAAGAGGUAGUUCUUUGUCAGGUGGACAGAAGGCUAGGAUCAAUUUGGCCAGGUCCCUGUACAGGCAGGCGGACAUUUAUUUACUGGACGAUCCUCUAAGCGCAGUGGACACGCACGUUAGUAAACAUUUGUUCGAAGAAUGUAUGCAACGAUACUUGGCAGGGAAGACCAGGAUUUUGGCGACCCAUCAGUUGCAAUACGUGAAAACCGUCGACGCGAUCAUACUUAUCGAGCAAGGAAAGGUCACCGUAUUCACGACUUAUCAAGAUCUGUUGAACAGACGACCCGAUUAUGCUCAACUUCUUGCAGCGGAGACUGAAGGAAACGACGACUCGUCGUUAGAGAAGAGCGUGAUGCGAAGACAGUUUUCGUCGUCGAGUACCAGGAGCCGAACACCGGAAGCCAGUACUGCUGGUACAGAUGAUGAGGAUGAGGACGAGGAUCCCGAAAAAUUAAACGACGGCUUCGAAGGAACAUCCCGUGGAACGGUCAAGGGGCCGAUCUUCCUAAAGUACUUCCAAACUGGCGCUAACUUAUGUCUUGCGACAACAGUACUUUUACUCUUUCUCUGUACACAAUUCACCGUUAGUCUUAACGAUUAUUUCAUUCCUAUUUUAGUAAACGAAGAAGAGUCGCGGCACUAUAAUUUACUUCAGAGCAGCUUGAAUGCUACCAACGAAACAUCAAUCGAUACUUCUGACUUGUCGUCGACGUACAGUUAUUUGUAUAUUUACACGGCUAUAAUAGUCGGCAUAUUCACCAUUGGAAUCACUAGAUCCUUAAUAUUUUACAAAGUAUGCAUAUUGUGCAGUCAAAAGUUACACGACAUGGCCUUCAGCGCCUUGAUCCGAACUGGUAUGCGAUUUUUCGAUACGAAUCCCAGUGGUAGGAUCCUCAACAGAUUCUCCAAAGACAUGGGAGCGAUAGAUGAACUGCUACCGAAAGCAAUACUCGACGCUGGCCAGAUAUGCAUGAUGAUGGUUGGAUCGUUGGUCGUAUCUUGCAGCGUCAAUCCACUUUUCCUGAUCCCUAUAUUAUUUCUGGGCUUUGUCUUUUACUGGAUACGAAAAGUUUUUCUGAAGACUAGCAAGAAUAUCAAGAGAAUGGAAGGAGUUACUCGAUCACCUGUAUUCACUCAUUUGAAUGCUACGCUCAAUGGUUUGAGUACCAUCAGAGCUUAUUGCGCGCAGGAUAUACUGAAGAAAGAGUUUGACAAACUGCAGGACGUUCAUACUUCAACUGUCUACAUGUACAUAGUAGCAAGCACUGCCUUUGGAUUUUCUCUGGACGUCUUUUGCCUUGUGUUCAUUUCAUUGGUCACCUUCAGUUUCCUUCUAUUGGAACAGGCAUUCUCUGGAGGAGAAGUGGGUUUAGCUAUUACCCAAGUGAUGGCUAUGACUGGAAUGAUUCAAUGGGGUAUGCGACAAAAUGCUGAGGUAGCUAAUCAGAUGAUGGCUGUGGAACGUGUGCUCGAAUACACGCAAAUAACACCCGAACCAAAUCUUCGCGAUAAAGGAAAAUUCGUGAAAAAGAACGAGAGAGCUAUUGCACUUCCAGCUAAUGCCCCGAAGAACUGGCCCGUAUCGGGGACGAUAAAGUUUAAUAACGUAUAUAUGCGAUACGCCGAAGAAGAACCUCCAGUGUUGAAAGGGCUGAAUAUCGUCAUUCAUGCGGGCGAGAAAAUAGGUAUUGUGGGUAGAACUGGUGCUGGAAAAUCCUCUUUGAUAUCCGCGUUAUUCAGACUAGCCAAAGUCGAAGGAAUGAUUGAAAUCGAUGGUGUAGACGCUGCUUCUAUUUGCCUGGAAGAUCUACGAUGCAAUAUAUCGAUAAUCCCUCAAGACCCAGUCUUAUUCUCUGGUACACUGAGACGCAACUUAGAUCCCUUUAACGAAUUCUCGGAUAAAGCACUAUGGGAAGCGCUCGAAGAGGUCGAGUUGAAAGAUGCCGUUGUCACGGCUGGCACUGGAUUGGAAAGUCGAGUGUUGGAUAGAGGCAGUAACUACAGCGUAGGGCAAAGACAGUUGGUCUGUUUAGCAAGAGCAAUCUUAAGGAACAAUCGGAUACUCAUGCUUGACGAGGCAACUGCGAAUGUGGAUCCACACACUGACGCGUUGAUUCAACGUACGAUAAGGAAAAAAUUCGCCAGGUGCACUGUACUUACCAUUGCCCAUCGGUUGAUCACCAUUAUGGACAGUGAUAAAGUUUUAGUCAUGGAUAAAGGUCGUAUGGCGGAAUACGAACAUCCACAUAUACUGCUCCAAAAUGGCUACAGUCACUUUACGUCGUUGGUGAAGGAGACCGAUAGAGCAAUGUACGAUCAAUUAGUAAAGAUAGCAAAACAGUCUUACAUUGCCAAACACGGGGAACGAUGAUUAAUUGAAUUAGGUCGGUCAGACUUUUCUACAACCAAGUUGAUUCUACAUGGUUAA
Dufourea novaeangliae is the source of this 4845-nucleotide messenger RNA. Its product is annotated as probable multidrug resistance-associated protein lethal(2)03659. Bases 610 to 4788 code for a protein of 1392 amino acids. Gene Ontology annotation, cellular component: membrane. Gene Ontology annotation, molecular function: ATP hydrolysis activity; ABC-type transporter activity; ATP binding. The record is from RefSeq and is a predicted model, not a curated record. NCBI's taxonomy places the organism in Eukaryota, Metazoa, Arthropoda, Insecta, Hymenoptera, Halictidae. Gene Ontology annotation, biological process: transmembrane transport. The transcript is spliced from 16 exons.